Onychostoma macrolepis is the source of this 1801-nucleotide messenger RNA. RefSeq names its product norrin cystine knot growth factor NDP (gene ndp). The record is from RefSeq and is a predicted model, not a curated record. Gene Ontology annotation, biological process: Wnt signaling pathway. Lineage: Eukaryota; Metazoa; Chordata; Actinopteri; Cypriniformes; Cyprinidae. The coding region runs from base 342 to 758 and encodes 138 amino acids. The transcript is spliced from 3 exons.
UCGGCAUGCGUGAGAGAGAGUAAAAGAGAAACAGAGAGAGGGGAGAGAGCAAGUGGAUGAGGGAGAAGGAGAGAUCUAAAGGCAAUUUUUGGUUAAAAAAAAAAAAUUAAAUUAAUUUCUGUCCUAGAGGAGCCAGCUGGGAUUGGAUAUUGCAGGUUAAACGGCACCAGGCAGAAGACACAUCCAGACCACUCAAGAGGAUGGCUGAGUUUAAAGAGAACGCUCACUACAUGUUUCGGUUCACAAAUGCGGCAUCAAAGUCACAGUGGAGAGCUCUUUGUUGUCUUCUGUAGGAGACGGUCAAGCUUUCUUUUGUUUUACCAGUGGAAGUUGUGGACAAUAUGAGGAACUCAGUCGCUCUGAGCCAGCCUGGGAUUCUACUUCUUCUGGUCACAUGUCCUCUGCUGACAAUCCUGCAUGGUGUAACCUGUAAGGCAGAGAGUGGACACUUAGGGGACAAUGAUCCUGACAGGUGUAUGAGACAUCAUUUUGUUGAGACCAUCACACAUCCUAUCUACAAGUGCAAUUCAAAGAUGGUUCUCCUGGCUCGAUGUGAGGGUCACUGCAGUCACACGUCCCGUUCAGACCCGCUGAUCUCUUUCAGCUCCGUCCUGAAGCAGCCUUUCAAAAGCACGUGUUUCUGCUGCCGUCCACAUACCUCCAAACUGAAGGCUGUACGUCUGCGAUGCUCGGGCGGGACACGGAUAACCGCUACUUACCGUUACAUCCUUGCGUGCAGCUGCGAGGAGUGCAGCUGAAUAAAUUUGUCAUGGAGAAAGACCCUCUGGCUGAAACACAUUUAAAAAAAAAAAAAGUUGAAGGUACACUUUAUUGCUGAUGAUUCAGAGCAAGCAUUUUACGAUUCAUUAGCACUACCACAAUGUUGCCAACAACCCAUCAAGACUUCAAGAAGAAUCACGUCACGUGUAAAGCGGCGCAUGCACUCGGAUUUCCAGAUGUCGGCCCACCCGUCGCACCUGCGCAUGCGCUCAGCCAGUCAAUUUACUUUUAUUGCAUUCCAUUGUUUUGAUCACUGCGUGUGUAAAAUAGCGGAUGCCGACAACAAAAUCGUAAAUCUUGAAGGAAUUUUGAUGAAGCUGAAGGGGAGUCACUUUGACAAACUAUGUUUUACAAUAUCCGAGAGACUUGAUACACAGACCAGGACAGAAAUGUUUGCAUAGACAAUGCAAGUGGUGAACUAUAAAAGUUUGAGUUAUGUCUAGAAUAGGAAUUGGUAGUUCACUCCCCUAAAGUCUGGUUUGGAAUCACAUGAUAAAAUGUUGGGGUGUAUUGUCCCUUUAUGGUCUCUGGAUUUGCUCACGUUCCAGCAUACAUUUUUGCUUCAUUAUACUGGCUUAAUAUUUAAACAUUGAAAAAUACUCUUGUAAUGAUCAUAUUGCCAUUUUUAGACUUUGUAAACCUCCUACAGCUUUUUUUACUGUGGAGAUCACAGUAAUCUACCAUGCCAGACUGUAUGUGGAAAAUGUCAGUGUUAAGUCUGUUUAUUUCAUCAUCAAAGUCUCGCAAUGGCUCAUGACACAUAAUAGCAGCAGGUUGUCAAGCUAAUCACGUACAGUUAUGAUAACUAUGAUGUUUGCAUUGUGGUAUUGUACAGUAAAUGACGAGUACCAUAUAUAUAUAUAUAUAUAUAUAUAUAUAUAUAUAUAAAAUGUAUUGUUCCUCAAAUCUCUCUUGUCUGUGGAAAUAAAUUCACCCUCUACAAAUUGCUGAAACUGUACCACUGGGAAAUUAUGACAGUUUGCUUGCUGGACAGGUUUGUACUCCACUACAAACCUGACAG